This is a messenger RNA of Raphanus sativus (radish), 1298 nucleotides long. Its product is annotated as glutathione S-transferase T3. The record is from RefSeq and is a predicted model, not a curated record. The transcript has a single exon. Bases 196 to 1101 code for a protein of 301 amino acids. Lineage: Eukaryota; Viridiplantae; Streptophyta; Magnoliopsida; Brassicales; Brassicaceae.
UGCUAACACUCCAACACACUUAAACACAGCUCGUCCUUCUUCAUCUCUUUGUUUCUCCAUUUAUGCUCUUUCAUUUUCUAUCUCUUUCUUUAUCCUUUGCUCUGUCCUUUACCAUUCUUCUGUUUUUCUCCUUUUCUCAUUUUACUGAGAAACCACUUCACUCUCUCCUUCUCUUUUCUCCACCAGAAAGUAGGAAUGGAUUCUUCAAAUCCAUUUACUCAGUCUUCAGGUUUUCUGGAUCUGUCAAGUAGCCAACAGUGUGAUCCUGUCUCACAAAGCAUAGCUCUUGGAUCUUCAGAAGUUCCUCUUUUUAGUUCCCAGGGGACUAAUGCUCCAACUCAAGCUGAAGAGACAACUGAAGACAUAAGAGGCGGAAGGGAUUGGUCACAGAAGGAAGAUGUGGUGCUCAUACGUGCUUGGCUUAACACAAGCAAAGAUCCGAUCAUAGGGUAUGAUCGAAGGCCUGGCUCCUUUUGGAAAAGAGUUGGAGCUUACUUCAAUGCAAGUCCUCAUCUUGUCGGUAUGCCAGAUAGAGAGGUUGGCAACUGUAAGCAAAGGUGGUCCAAGAUCGAUGACCAAGUCAACGAGUUUGUUGGCUCGUUAUGUGCUGCAACAAGAAUGCAGUCAAGUGGGCAGAAUGACAAUGAUGUAAUGAAGCUUGCUAAUGAAAUCUAUCACAAUGAUUACGGUGCCAAGUUCACACUUGAGCAUUGUUGGAGGGAGCUCAAAAAUGAACAGAAAUGGCGGGUAAAUUUUGGGACAGAUAACAGCAAGUCAAAAAGAAGGAAGGGUGAAGAUGGUUCUCAAGCUUCUUCUGUCCAGUCAUCAAGCCUUGGAGAUGAAGAAGAGGCUCGUCCUGAAGGUGUGAAGAAGGCAAAGGCAAGGUUGAAGGCUCAAAGGAGGGCCAAAGAGAUGGAAGCAACCAGCAGAAAGCCUGUGGAGAAGUUCCAAGAGAUGUUUGAGAUAAGGAAGCAUUACUUUGAAAUGAAGGAGAAGCUUACUAAGCAACAUAAGUUGGAGACUCUCCUUAGAAAAAAAGAGCCUCUUAGUGAGAUUGAACUGGCUUUAAAGAACAAACUAAUAAAAGAUAUGUUGUCAUAAGAAUCUAUGAUGUCUAUAGAGUCAGUCUGCUUCUGCUUAUGUAUUUGUUUAUGGAGUCAGUUUGUUUAUGUUUUUCAGGUCAGUUUGUUGUUGUUUGUUGAGUCAGUUUGCUUGUCUAUGUCUUAUGUUUUAAAAGUCGGAUGAAUGAUGUAUUUUCACUAUCUAUGAACUUGUUUUAGUAAUGGUUUAAAACUAAA